Messenger RNA from Labrus bergylta (ballan wrasse), 5237 nucleotides. Lineage: Eukaryota; Metazoa; Chordata; Actinopteri; Labriformes; Labridae. The record is from RefSeq and is a predicted model, not a curated record.
CCUCUGUUUAUUCUUUGUACCAAUUAGCUGCUGCUAGCGCAAAGCGGUUCACAUUAAACCGAAACAGCAGCGGUUUCGGUGUCCGUUUUUCCAGCUUCGUCAUGGCCUUUUUCGGUUAACCCGGGCGGCUUAAAUCGCAGCUUUGGCGCCGGAUAUGAGGACACUGUUACUCGGUUAAAAGUUCAACGCUGCACGGUUACUGUUGGUUCAUAACGAUGUUGAACGGCGUUUCUCUGCGGGCUCAGAUUACCUCCAUAAUCGAUGUCCUGUCCAAAGCAGCCGUGGCAGAAAUCGCCAAAGUUGUGGAGGACGGCAUGGUGGUGCUGCGGCUGGAGAUGUGUCAGCGUGAAAAUGAGAUCAAGAAGCUGAAGAGUAACAUCGAGCUUCUGCACAACGAGCUGCGAGAAGCCCGGGAGAGAGUGACCCUGCGACCCGACCACCGGGGGAGAGAUGAUACUCAGAGCGACGUUGUGGAAAAUGUGCCCGUUGAAACAGAACAAAGCCGCCUGUCCUUACCUGAGGUGCAGGUGAAACGUGAACCUGUGGAAGAAGGGAGCGAAGAGGCCGGCGGACAGUCUGACCAGCGGGCCUUGUAUGAAGGGGAGCGUGCCCGAUGGAGACCGGAAACACAAACUCAAGCCGGACGCAACAACUCAGAUUAUUUAAACGCGGGACAGAACCCGACGUCUUAUCUUCCCGAGUGCUCUCUGGACUCCCGACUGGCCGGACCCUGCAGCGGCUCGGGCGGGUUUCAGCAGAGCCUGUGGAGCCGGGGGCUGCUUGGAAACAAUCAGUACCGCAGCUCGUACAGCGCAGUGCGGAGGAGGACGACCAAGAGGUUGAUGUUCAAGAAGGGCUUCCUCUGCCCGUACUGCGGUAAAUACUUUGAGCGCUCGGGGCACCUGGAGAGGCACAAGAUGAUCCACACUGGGGAGAAACCGUACCGCUGCGAGAUCUGCGGCAGGCGCUUCAAUCAGAAGUGCAGCCUAAAGGAGCACAUGAAGAUCCACAGGAGAUGUGUCCAGCCACACCCAGUUGAGAUCCAAAUGAUUGAACAGAAGCAGAUUCCCGAUGUGACUCCAUGUCCUGAAACUCAUCCGCCCGAGACAGAGAGCCAGAAGAAAGCUGAGGAAGCCCCGCCGCCUAAGAACGAGGACACAACACCUGUACGAGUCAAAUCUGAGCCUGCAGAGGAGACGAUAACUCAACCAGUGUUUGAGGAAGGGAACCAGGAGAUGGUGGAAGGAGUAGACGACCUCAGUGAGACGACAUUUCAAAGAGACGGACAACAGUGGAUGUCCACGCCUCAAGGACAGAACGGCUCAGAGAUCAGUAGGACAGAGUAUCUCAGCGGCUCAGCGCAGAGCUCCUCGUCCUUCCCUGGGAUAUCUCAAAUACUCUCCACGCCUGUUGAAGCGUCUUGUAGCACAUUCUCCUUUCCAGGGAAACCGUACGGGGAGCAUAAAAACAGCCUGCCUCCUCAAACACCGUACGCAUCCUCGGACACGCUCAUGCUGUCAGGUGACGCCGGACUGCACGGCAUGGCGGGAUCCACGCUGAAUAACCACAUGCAGAGAGGAGGCGUGUCUUUUCAGAUGAUCAAACCGAAGAAGUGCUUCCUCUGCUCGUACUGCGGGAAGAUCUUUGAGCGAGCCGGUCACCUGGAAAGACAUUUACGGAUUCACACCGGGGAGAAGCCGUACGGCUGUCAUGUCUGCGGGAGGUGCUUCAACCAGAAGAGCAGCCUGAAGGGCCACAUGAAGACGCACAGAAAUGGGGAGACCACCGACAUGCUGGAGCCACAUCCCCUCAUGUUUACAAUGCCUGAUAAUCAUCUACUAAAGGACCCGGCAGCUUCUGAAGAACACGUACCCGGCUCCACGUUCACAGAGGCAGCUGGUGAGCAGGCAGUGAUGGUAAAGCUGGAGCGGAGCAGGGAGGAUUUUCAGGCUUUAAAUCAGGCCGGGGACGAUAACGGCACAGGAGCACACGACCAAAUUCAGCUGUGGACGUCUGAGAGGACAGAGAGGAGGAGUGAUGCCGAUGAUCAAAACGUGUGUUUACUUGUACCUGAUGUCAAGUAUCACAUCAGUCCUGUUACCGGAGCAACCGGUGAGCAGGGAUACACUUCACCAGAUCAAGACCUGCCUUUCCUAGACCACAAAGAAAAGGAAGACAUGAUGCACAGUGAUCAGUACUCCAUUAUGGGGGGAAGUUCUGAUCACACUCUAGCACCUGAGUUACAAGACCAGCACAUCAUACAAGCCGUGACCGUGAACGAGUACACCGCUGUGAGUGACGGGACUCAAGAGGGAGGGGUGUUUGAAUUUUCAAUGAUCGCCUCGGGCAAUGACGAGGACAACUGCGGAGGAGACGCGACCAGACAAAACUGCUUCAUAUGCUCGGCUUGUGGGCAAAGCUUUGAUAGUUUCAAUUUCUAUCAAAGACAUCAGUGUCAAACCAUCAGCGAGCAAUCCUUCAGCUGUCACAUAUGCGGGAAAUAUUUUAACCAGAUGAGCGUCCUGAAAUUGCACCUUAAGCUGCACGUUCAAUAAGAUCACGUGUCAUGUAUACAGCAAGAAAAAAAAACACUGUAAAAUAUUCUCCACUUCAGCAUUCGGUUCUGAACUGAUCGUCCGAUUGAAUUCUGUCUCAGUGGACAAAUCAAAGUGAGGUCUAUAAAACUACUUGAAAUCUUCCAAAAAAAAAAACCUUCAAAAUCUACAGCAAACAUGUUACACUUCCGCUCCUUUGACCUUCUUUAUAAAAGACGUCUUCUUAAGAUGACUGAACGUUGUUGAGUAUUCUGAGCUACAGCCAAAGCUGUUGCCCUGAACAAUAAUAAUUAUAACUUUAUUUAUAAAGCACCUUUACACAGGGGUUUACAUACAAGCAAAUCUUACAUCAGCACAAAGCAAAAAAAAAAGAAAAAAAGAUCAACAUCAUCAGAACCCGGGCGACAUGAACUGAGACCAGGAGGACCAAAGAUGUAAAGACCUGAGGCCUCUGCUGUGAAGCAGGAUUUAUGGUUAGCGAGUUGAGUUCAGGGUUAACUCCAGAUUUUCAAAACUAUGAAGGUGGUUUUACUUCUCAUCGAGGUAGAUCACCAUGGUAACGAAAACACUUGACCUUAGUUUUUCUGCCAAAUUUUCUUGCAUUUUGCAAAUACAGCCGAGUCUGAAUUUUGUGGUGAACGUCUUUUCUUAAAUGAAAGUUUGCUCGUGGAAUUUUAUGAUCUGCUGAUGACAGAUCCUAUGAUUGGUCAUAUGCUGACACCGCCUCGUUCAAGCAAACAUGCUCACGGAAACCCUUGGUCGGUAACCAGCUUUAAUCAUGUGACUGCUUGGCAACAUUUAUUUUAUUUAAGGUUAGUGAAGCCAGGUGAACGUAAAAAUACUCCGGGUAUGUUGAACUCUCUUCACAGUGUAGGCCUCAGGAGGACCACUUGUUACACUCGACUGAUUAUUAUCUUUUAUUUAAAUUAUCAUAUUCUGUUUAAAAUAGCCAAAUUAACAUUAUGUAACUGCUGACCAUAGCAGUUACUAUGGAUGUAACGAUACACUCACGAUACUGGGUUUACGAAAGCAUUUUAUAACGAUUUAAAAAAUGUUUUUAUAAAGAAAUGAAAUUGAAGUCGAAUACAGUGGAUAUUUUUUCAUUAUGGAAAGUGACACAUGAAAAUUUGAGUCAUGAUGUCACUCAUCUGAAAUCCUUACAACACCUUAGCAUGUAUACACUCUGUGGCUCUUACACUUGUUUGGGUGAACAGGCUUCCCAGAUUAUAUUAAAAACAUACCCCCCCUCCUACACCCCCAGCUUUAAAUCAAAGCCGUGGUUUCAGCCAUAACAAACUCUUCUAUUUUCCACCAUGGUUGUAAGCAUCUUCUCUUCAGCAUGAGGGUAAAAUAUUUCUCAGUCAUAAUUUAAGGCCUUUGUUUAAAAAGAGUUGCAGCGAUAUUUUACAUUGAUGAAACAGACAGAGAGAAGUGUCUUCAUUUUAAGUUGAACCGAAAACAAUCCUCAUACAGUAAAGUACUGUAAACCUCAACUUAAUAUGCCUCUAAAGGUGCACGUGUUUUUAUAACAGUAGCUAAUUAGUCUGUUGUUUUUUAUAUUGUCCGAAGGCAAAUGUAAAGCAAAUACUGUGAUUCUUUUAAAUCAAGGUUUUCAGUAAUCUACUAGAUGUCCAAAUAACCAAAUAUGACAAUGAAACAUGAUAAUGUUAUAAUCUCAGAUAGGGGAGUUCAAAGUCAUGAAAUUAAAAAAUUAAAUGUCCCGGGUUUUAAUCCAGCACUCCUGUGUAAAUGUUUAUCAAUCUGCCAUUACCUGCCAAAUAUAUUUUAAUAAAGCAUUAUCUGAGUAUUUUUACAUUAAAAUAACUGUAUUUUCUCUUCCUUUAAAACGUCUGAUGACUCAUCCUGCACUUAGAGUCAUUUAUUUAUUUUUCGACCAAUUAAAAAGCUUUGUUGAAGCUAACAAUCCAAUCAAAUUAAUCCCAACGUUAUGUCCCGCAUUCUAUCUUGUAAUUGGUUUCCAAUUGGAAAUGCGUCACACCAUGGUAGUAAGAAACUCUCACAUUUUGGUGAUUUGUGCAUAAAAAAAGUGCAUUAUGUCAACUUUACUCUUUGUGGAAGCUUUUACUUUAGACUGAUUUUUGGGGGUUGUUUUAAUGGUCUGUGAUUUUGUCUAUCAGAUAGAACGUUUGACACGGCCAGCCUUAAGCACUGCACAAGGAUGUUGUAGAAAAGCCAUUAAAUUGAUUAAGAAAAUAUCUUUGAAGCGUUCUGAAUAUUUGCUGCUAUUUGAAGUUGUUUUGUAGGAGGUGGCUGGACUUUUAAGAGGCCAUUAAAAUAGUUUGACGAAACUAACACUCCAGCUUAGCACAGAAGGAGCACCUGACGCAGCUGACAGUGUGACCCUCUAAGUACAGAGUGAUUACUGCCCACAUUUUUCACAUGGGAACAGAAUUUUGAACCUGUGGAUUCAGAGGUUCAAUGCUUUAUUGCUAUGUAUAAUAAUGUUUCCCCUUUUAUUUAAUGUGUUCCAGUUUGCUGUAAUUCAGUAGUUUGCAACACAAGCUCACUGAUUAACAAUUGUCAAUCUUAUAUCCAAUCGUAGCAUGAUUCACGGGUAUAAAGUUACACAUUUUACAAGUUAAGUUAUGUUAAAAAAGAAUCAACAUAAAGAAAAAGAUGUAAUUAUCUUUGUUUAGCUUUUUUAUUUUUAAAUAAAUUCAA